Molecule: messenger RNA, 333 nt
Organism: Dicrocoelium dendriticum
Lineage: Eukaryota; Metazoa; Platyhelminthes; Trematoda; Plagiorchiida; Dicrocoeliidae
Source: the annotation of a GenBank genome assembly
AUGGCUCAUCCAUCGAAAAAAUAUGCUCCUUCACCCUCAUCAAACAAAAUGCCUUUCGACGAUUGUAAAAAAAAUAUUCUGCUAUUUCGAACUCCAGGGAUUAUCAAACACAGUACUGGACACAAUCGUGUACCGAACUGUGUCCCAACGGCUUCAAGUGGAGGAGACAACGCAGAGCGUCAAACAGGAAUCCAACAAUGCUGCUCCGUCGGGCGUCCGAAAGCGGAGGCUGCUGGACAAUCUGAGCAGUGGACUAUCAGCUUGGGCUGGUGGGGCCUCACUUCACCGCAGCUGACUCACAGUGGACACAAAUACGACUCACCGGUGCCUUGA